AUGGCCAGGACCGGCCGGCGCUCAAGCGGCUUGUGGCUGGCGGCGGCAGUCUGGCUCGCCGGCCUUUCUCUGACCUUCACGCCCGGGCCCCCAAAACCCUCGACCGGGUCUCAGAGCCCUCGCACCCUUCGCCAUGCCGAGCGCAGCGUUGUGAGCGGCGGCAUCCAGGGUGAGGAGAAGUUUGAUGGUAUCCUCGAUGAGAUUGCCGCCGCGGCCGAAGCGGAGGAUGAGGCGCGAGGGCCCUUGGAAGAGCCGGAGGAAGACGGCUGGGCCUGGAUCAAGGAAUCCUUUGGUUGGCUCUUGGUCGUGGACGUCUUCACCCUGAUCGCGCUGUCAGCUUGGCUCAUCGUGGGGCAGACAUUGAAAUGGCUGUUCGACUACGACCCCAUCAUAG
This is a messenger RNA of Symbiodinium sp. CCMP2456, 394 nucleotides long. The record is from the annotation of a GenBank genome assembly. NCBI's taxonomy places the organism in Eukaryota, Dinophyceae, Suessiales, Symbiodiniaceae.